CCCACGCGCGCUGGUGGGAGUUCGUCCACUUGCUUAUCUUUCUUAGGAGUGAAGGUCGAUGCGUUGGUAGUACGGAGGAUUUUGGCAGCAGGCUGGAUGGAUUUUGGAUGGACAGCCAGACAGGUUGCAGAAGCAGCUGCAGUGUGAGAGAUCAGAGAGGGGUAGUAGUAACAGAGCUUGACUUUUGGCUUGUAGCCGAUACGUGCGUUCAGUUUGGCUCCUAAAAGCGUCGUUCAGUCAAUUCAGCCAAUCAUCUUCAUCCUGCGUUUGAGGAAAAAAAUGCUUUGCGCUUUGCUUUGCGAAUGUUUCGCUCUUCAGGACUCUUUGCCUUGCUGCUGAUUGUGCUUGAGUGGACCCGGCCUGGCUUGCCCUCUCCGCUGCGGCCAAUCUGUGAUCUUCGUGUCCUCGACCACUUCAUCAAGGAGGCACGGGAUGCUGAGGCUACUAUGAGGGUGUGUAAAGAGGACUGUAGUAUUGGCGUGCCCCUCAUGGUUCCCUUGACCAGAGUGGAUAUUGGUGUGUGGGAGAAGAAAAAUAUGGCGGAGCAGGCUCAAGAAGUUCAGACAGGCCUGUGGCUGUUAAACAGGGCCUUCAUCUCAUUACAUACAUCCAUCAGCAACUCUGCACUGCACUCCCACAUAGACGCCAGCGUCAGAAACAUUGCCAGCAUCGGACAGGUUCUGCGCAGCCUCAGCAUACAGGACUAUGUGCCUACAGUUUCUGGUAUAGAUCUCCAGGAGACGUGGCAAGUAUCUUCUGCUCCAGAGCUCUUCCAGGUCCACAUUAAUUUCCUGCGUGGAAAAGUGCGUCUCCUGCUUGCCAAUGCACCCGUCUGCAAGCAAGAAGUCAGCUGAUUGGAGCAUAAUGUGUAGGGACCCAGUUGACUGGAGAGGUCGAUGAAGCAAAGGUGGGACAUUGCACCAUGGACCCUGCUUAAAGGCUGAAAGGUCAAGGAUCAGGUCAAGCUCAACUGGGCUUUGAAAGUUAAAGACUGGGAGGAGUUACAGCACUUUGGAGGUUCUCACCAUGGACUUCCAUCCAUGAACUUCAUAGAUUCCCUUAGGAUGUAGUCCUCUUUACCACUGACGUGAAUGCCAAUGUUGCACAUGUUUUAUAUAUAUAUAUAUAUAUAUAU
Messenger RNA from Astyanax mexicanus (Mexican tetra), 1135 nucleotides. It is a transcript of the gene epoa, whose product is annotated as erythropoietin a. The record is from RefSeq and is a predicted model, not a curated record. Bases 303 to 854 code for a protein of 183 amino acids. The transcript is spliced from 5 exons. Gene Ontology annotation, biological process: nucleate erythrocyte development. Lineage: Eukaryota; Metazoa; Chordata; Actinopteri; Characiformes; Acestrorhamphidae. Gene Ontology annotation, molecular function: hormone activity; erythropoietin receptor binding; cytokine activity. Gene Ontology annotation, cellular component: extracellular region.